This is a messenger RNA of Oncorhynchus keta (chum salmon), 4199 nucleotides long. RefSeq names its product insulin receptor substrate 2-like. NCBI's taxonomy places the organism in Eukaryota, Metazoa, Chordata, Actinopteri, Salmoniformes, Salmonidae. Gene Ontology annotation, molecular function: phosphatidylinositol 3-kinase binding; insulin receptor binding. Gene Ontology annotation, biological process: insulin receptor signaling pathway. Bases 278 to 3700 code for a protein of 1140 amino acids. The transcript is spliced from 2 exons. Gene Ontology annotation, cellular component: cytosol; plasma membrane. The record is from RefSeq and is a predicted model, not a curated record.
UGUCAGUGUGUGCAUUUUUUUCCUCCCCUUCUCUUUUUUUGUAACCAAAGCUGGAUGUGUAGAACGUCACAUAUUGUUUCCCUCUUCACUCCGGUCACUCUAGCGAUAUGGGUUAUUUACUGUUAAACAGCUACAGACGCCGAACGCACAGCCGGCGCCUGGAGUGAAAGUGUCUCUGAGAGAUACGGACUAUACAGAGUUUCUCUCCAGCCUUCGAUAAGUGAGGAUAUAACAACAGGUUAACGAAAGUGAGAUUUGUUUUUUAAAGGACGAUAGAAUGGCGAGUCCUCCAAAUACUGGGGGAGGACACUUGUUAUCCAACGCGAACAUUAGUAACACCAAGAUUAAGAAAUGUGGAUACCUCAAGAAGCAGAAGCACGGACACAAGCGCUUCUUCGUUCUGAAGGAACCGGGCGAGGGCUUCCCUGCCCGGCUGGAGUACUACGAGAGCGAGAAGAAAUGGAAAAACAAGUCAGCGGCAAAGAGGGUUAUACCUCUUGACUGCUGCCUCAAUAUCAACAAGAGAGCUGACGCCAAACACAAACACCUUAUCGCCCUCUAUACCAAGGACGAAUAUUUUGCCGUUGCGGCAGAUAAUGAAAAAGAGCAGGAUAAUUGGUACCGAGUCUUAACGGAUUUAAUGAGCGAGGGCAAAGUGUACUCUGAUGGCUCCGCUUCCAAUUCCGCUUCUUCGCUGGUGGGGUUUGAUGAGUCGAACUACGGGAUGAUUACGCCGGUAACUGCCGCGUAUAAGGAGGUAUGGCAAGUGAACCUGAAAUCCAAAGGGCUGGGGCAGAGCCGGAAUCUGACCGGGGUGUACAGACUGUGUUUAUCCAGCCGGACUAUCAGCUUCGUAAAGCUCAACUCGGAUGUCGCGUCCGUCAGUUUACAGCUGAUGAACAUUCGGAGAUGCGGGCACUCAGAGAGCUUUUUCUUCAUCGAGGUCGGACGGUCAGCAGCCACAGGACCAGGCGAGCUGUGGAUGCAGGCUGACGACUCAGUGGUGGCGCAAAACAUCCACGAGACUAUAUUGGAGGCCAUGAAAGCCAUGAAGGAGCUGUCAGAGUUUCGGCCGCGCAGCAAGAGCCAGUCUUCAGGCACUAACCCCAUCUCCGUGCCGACCCGGCGGCACCUCAAUAACCUUCCUCCAAGCCAGACCGGGCUCCAGCGGCGGUCGCGCACUGACAGCAUGGCCACAACUUCCCCAGUUAGUAAAUUUACUUCCUGCCGGAUACGCACUGCCAGCGAGGGAGAAGGCACCAUGGUGCGCCCCAUGUCUGUGAACGGGAGUCCCCUCAGCCCCGGUAUUCAACCGAACCUAUUAGGGAGAUCAAACACCAUUACAGCCCGGCCCUGCCGGACAUUUGAAUCCUCUUCCCUCCAGCACAGUAAGUCCAUGUCCAUGCCUCUGUCUCACUCUCCACCCACAGCCACCCCCAGCCCUGUUAGCCUGUCCUCCUGCUCGGAGAGCAGUGCUCCUUGCCCCUCCAGCUGCAGUGCCUCGGUCUCCCCCAGUGAUGGGGGCUUCAUCUCCUGUGAUGAUUAUGGCUCCAGCCCUGCAGGCCUACACCUCACCCUCCGCAGUAACACCCCAGAGUCCCUGAGGGAAGACACACCCCCUUCCCGGGAAGGCAGCAACCUGCACGGCUACAUGGUGAUGGAGAGACAGAACGGUUACCGUCGGUUACCAGAGCUGGACAAGGCAUACCGGAAACGCACAUACUCCCUCACCACCCCGCGCCAGCACAGGGCACCGCCCCAGGUCUCCUCUGCCUCAUUGGACGAAUACACGCUCAUGAGGGCCACCUACACCAGUGGUUGCCAAUCGGGUCGCAGCUCUCACAUGGCUUCCCCAAAAGUGACCUAUCCCGAGGACUAUGGCGCUGUCCAGAUAGGCUCCAACGGUCACCUAGGCGACAGUGGCUACAUGCCCAUGACUCCAGGUGUGGCCCCUCAGACAGCGGGGGUCAAAGGUAAUGCUUACAUGCCCAUGAGCCCCAUGUGUGUGUCGGCCCCAAAGCAGAUCAUCAACCCCCGCUCUCACCCCUCUCCAGCUGGGAUGGGUCCCCAUACAGAUUCCCCUGGCAGUGUGUCUCUGGAGGACAGCGGCUACAUGAGGAUGUUCUGCGGGGCCAAGAUGUCUGUGGACAGCUCAGAUGAGAAACUCACCAAUGAGGAGUACCUCAACAUGUCCCCUGUGGACCCUCUGGUGUCCUUCACCCCCUCAGACUACUUCCUCACAGACACUACCCCCCAGCCUCACCCUCACCACAGACAGCCUUACUCCAUCAGUUCCCUGCCCCGCUCUCUCAAAGCCCAGCCCCAGAGGAACGGUGUCACAGACACAGACCAGUACGUGGUGAUGAGUCUACAGAGGCAGAGGAUAGAAGAGGAGUCCAACUACUGUCCCAUCUCACCAGUCUCCAUCGGUACGCCCCCCACCAACACCCUCUCCUCAGCGCCCUCGAUCCUCAGAGCCGGCAGGGUGACCCAGGAGGGGGGUCUGGUCCACAGGGGGAGGGUGAGUCGACCUACCCGGCUCGCCCUUGACUCUUUGAGGACACUGCCCUGUAUGAGCGAACACCCUCUCCCCUCUGAGCCCAGGAGUCCCGGGGAGUACAUCAACAUAGACUUUGGCAACGCCACACGAUACCCGCCUGUCUCUACCACGACUGAAAGCUCUGCUUCAUCGCUGGGCUCGGUGGACGGGCCGGCGAGGAGUUCCCCGCCACUCUCCGAAUACGUCAACAUCAACAUCAGCUCAUGCUCUUCCAAACACAGGGAUUCCCCUUCUUCAAUAGGGCGCAUGGAGCCGAGUCCUGUGCUCCUCGUGUGUCCCAGCCAGCCUCACAGAGAUAAUCAGAGGGAGAGAGAGGAGGAGGGGGAGGAGGAGGAGAGAGUCCUAGUGGAAUAUCCUCUCCAAAAGCAUGUGAGCCCUGUGUGCCUGGUUGGAGCUGUAAAAGACGACUACACUGAGAUGACCUUCAGUCCUACCAACCCCUCUGUCUCUCUCCCUGCCUCUCUGUGCCCCUCUGACUCCACUACCCCCCUGCCUACCAGCCCCUCGUCCUGCAUCCAGAGACUCACCCUGGGGGGAGAGGGCGAAGUGGUGGUCCCCCCUGCCCCUGUGGAGUCCUUCCUCCUGGGGGGUCCCUCCACCCCCCCCAUCAACCCAGACAGGGGGGCUAAGGUGAUCCGGGCUGACCCCCAGGGUCGCAGGCGCCACAGCUCCGAGACCUUCUCCUCCACAACCACAGUAACGCCAGUGUCUCCAUCGUUCGCCCACGAUGCCAACAAGCGGCACAGCUCGGCGUCGGUGGAAAACGUGUCGCGGCUGGUCCGGAGCUCGGAGGGCUCAGACGAGGAGUAUGGGAACAGCAACAGCCCCAUGUGCCGGGAGACAUCGGCGGGCUACCAAAACGGACUCAACUACAUUGCCUUAAACCUGAUGGAAGGGAGCCUGGGGGGUUGCAGCACUCUGGGGGGCUGUGAGGGACUGCUGAGGUUCAAGGCAGCAUGUGGAUGCAAGGGGGGCAUGAACAGUUUCAACGCCAGCCCCUAUGCCACCAUGGGCUUCAAGGAGACUGCAACAGCAGUGAAAGAAGGGCUGGGUGUAGUCAGUGCACUGGGUUCCCCGGAAAAACAAGUGAGUCAGUUGUUUAUCACUUGUCAGGUAUUGGGUUUCAUGUUAGGAAUGUAGUGUUCAAAGGCUGCUGGGAGAUGUGAAUUUUCACUUGUUUUUCUAACCUACUGGGGGGAUUGCAGAUCACGUUGUUGUUUUACCGUGAGGAACUUUACAAAACAGACUAACACACACACUGCACCUGCUCCCAAGGGGAUUAAAAACCUAUGCACUGAUUGGCCAAACAUACUCAAUCAAGGGUGUGUGUUAAGAAGUAUUAUGCCAGUGUAUUUACUUAUGUUUGUGUAAUAAGGGAUUUCAUGUGUGUUUGAGCAUGACUGGGGUUGCAACAUUCUGGGCACUUUCAAUAAAUUCCCUGGUUUUCUCUGAAAUAGUGGUUGGAGUAUUCCCAAAAUCAGGAGGAAUAAGCACGAAAAUCCGGAAUCCUCCUACUAGGAUUUCUGGAAAAUGUUGCAACCCUAAGCAUGUCUGCUGACUGAGUUGUUUUGUAGACAUAGCAGUCAUUUCCACAAAGUUGAGCAGAAAGAAAGACCUGGCCCUAAGCUACGGAAGGAGA